Messenger RNA from Porites lobata, 5046 nucleotides. The record is from the annotation of a GenBank genome assembly. Lineage: Eukaryota; Metazoa; Cnidaria; Anthozoa; Scleractinia; Poritidae.
CGGUGGUAUUAACUCAGUUGCAGCCUUGACCAUCCAGUAGGAUUUCCUGACUAAAAGAGCAGAAGAGUUGCCUACGGGAAAACUUUUUAAAAAAAAAAACUUCCGUCCUGACAGUGUAUUAAUCUUCAAUACACACAAAUCCCAACUGUACAAGUGUUGAAAUUUGGACAGAACUCUACAGAGAACGAUCAUGGUGGUAAUGACCUCAUUUCCUCCUCCAACUGAAGGGUUGGUCCACGUAGAAGAAAACACUGAGGCUUUCAUUCAUGAUCAAUCAUAUGGAUUAGGAACUUUGUAUAUAGCAACAGAGUAAGAGCUUAACUACAGAAAACAUGAUCUCUCUAAGGGGGUGUUUACAUGAGAAAACUCCCACCGGGGCGAGUUUCAUACUGGGAUGACUUUUUGAUUUCGUAUCGCAUUUACAUGAUGACUGGGUCAUUUCAUAUCUUGUUAUUUAAAGGUACAUUUCAUGUUGAUAAAAUACGCAUGUGGUUCAAAAUCGCAAACAUUACGCAUGCGCUACCCGUUCCAGUUUACUGUCAGACCGAUUUCACACUGAAACGGGUGGUCGUUUUGCGUUUACAUGAUACCGUUGUGAGAUUUCGUACCUCAAUGAAAUUCUCGCCCUGGUACGAGAACCGUGGUGAACUCACACUGGGGUGACUGGCAUCGGCAUAACAUCUUGUGGUGGUAUCAUGUAAACAAAUAUAGAGCCAUGAGAGGGACCCGGUCACGCCGGUGUCAUGUAAACACCUCCUAAAACACCCUUUGACAAUAUGGCUUUGUGGCUAGGCAGCUAUGCACGUGUUAAGUCCCUUUCCUGGGAAUUGGGUUACUUCCUAGUAAUAGGCUAAUGGGGAUGUGGUCGUAUUUUAAUGACUGGGUUGACUAUAGUGGGUUGCAUUUUCAAUAGAGUUGUAAGAGUGAGGUCUCACAUUUUUGUGAUUUUGGGGGGUAAGAAAAUUCUGGUAAGUAGGGAUUUACAGGCAAGGCAUGUCAAGUGUUCCCCCCAAGAUUACAUUAACGAUAACACCUCUGUAUUCGGUCAGAUUGAAUAUCUUUGAAUGGUUCAAUUGUUUUUUUUGAAGACAUUUAAAUCAAAUUCAAGAAAACCGAGCUGGCAGAAAUUUCAUCACUAGCUCCUGUGAAUUCACUGUUCAUUACGUAUGCGGGAAUGCAGAGGUGAAACUGAAAUCUACAACUACCAGGGGAUUCAAUCUUGGAAUAAUAAAUUCCAAUGCAAUCUUAGUGCAAUGAAAGUUGGGAUUAUGAAAAUUACAUAUACCCAAAACUGAUGUGACUAAGAAGGGGCCUAUAACUGGCCACAGGAUAGACCAGGUGUUUUGAGAGGCCAGCGGUACAUAUGCAGGCAUCUGGAGCAAUCGCACAACUAUGUCUCAUUUGUUUAUGAAUCUGUGUGCAGUCAAGAGAAAUGGCUCAGUUAUUGUGAAAUAAUAUUUUAUUUGUUUUUUAUCUGUUGAAGGAGAUUGUCAUGGAGUGAUGGUGAUGGUAAAGGGUUCUCAUUAGAGUACCCAGCAAUAUCUUUACACGCCAUUUGCAGAGACACUUCACAAUUUCAAUAUGAAUGUAUCUACUGUAUGAUGGAUUCACCUCUAGAUGGUAAGAACUAUAACAGAGAUGCCAACCUCUGGAAACCUAAAAUCUGGAGACUCUCUCUUUGGCAAUACCCCCCUGAAAAUCAAUGACCAGAUAACUAGCCACCCCCCCCCCCCCCCUCCGAUAAGCAUAAGUUGAUCCAGGCCCUAAUUUUGUCACCGGGGAAUGGGUUAGGACAUUAUAUGAAGUCUUACAUGAAGUACAGACCAUCGCAAUUCACUUUUAUGGUAAUUUUUGUCAGUGAUGAAAUACAUGCAAAAAUGCCCCAGAAAAAGAACUAAGAAUCAAAGAAGAUUCAAAUUUGGGGAGAAAAUGGGAUAAAUUCCAAAUUAAAACACAGAAAAGCUCAUAACUUGAUUUUUUCCAUGAGAUUUGGUGACCCGUACCCGGGAGAGUUAGCAUGUAUGCUAAAGUAGUUUUGUAUUACAAAUAGCAGUAAUGAAAGUAGCGAGGGGCCAUGUUCAUAGUAGUAGCCGGGGGAAAUCCCCGGCCCCCGCCUCUUAAUGAUAGCCCUGGUAAUACAUAAUGAAUAGUAAUUUGCUGCAGAAAAGACAAAAUAAGGUCGUUCAGUCUUGAGAUUUUUCCAUUGAUCACAAAUAUCAAUAAUAUAUUUGUUUGUAUUUUUAAAAAUAAAAAUAAUGAUAUUUAAAAAUAACAUAAAUAUCAAAUUAAUAGUGAUUUAGAGGUAACGCAUCACAUAGCGAUUCUUCGUCUAUCUGAUUCCUAAUUGAAAUGGAAAUUGGAAAUGUUAGUUUUUGAGGAGAGAGAGAAUCAAGAUUACCCAUGCUGUCGAAGCCGGGAUUUGAACCUGAGCCACAUUGAUGGGAGACAAGACAGUGAUCUACCACUGCGCCACUCUUGCUCUCCAGGGAACAAGUAGCCUGCCCCUGUAACAGUGUUUGUCCCUCUUUCUCCACCCUUAACAUUUUGUUGGCUCUAACCACUUGUGGUUAACUAUUUCUGAUUUCCAGAUAAUGAAAAUGAUGGAGCCAGCGAUGACAGUGAUGGUAAAUUUGGAGAGGUCAGAUUUGUGCCCGAGGAUAAGUCAAAAUGUAAGUCCAGCAAAUCAUAAGAAAAAUAAUUUGUGACUUUUUUUACUUUGAAUGUUGAAAAAUUUUCUUUUCAUCUUUUCAGUGGAAGUCAUGUUUAGAGCAAUGUCAGAUUGUCAGAUUCUUCACCCAGACCCCCAGGAACAAGAAGAAGGUAAGCUGUGUGUAUCAAUAGCCUGCAAAUACAGCUGUCUCUCCUCCCUCCCCGCCGGAUAUGAGAUGGUAGAUAGCCAAUGAGGCGCAUAGAGCCGAGAUGGCUAUAAUCAUCUCAUAUACAACAAGCAUGAGUGGAAUAAUUGUUUUAUUAAAAACGCCCACAAAAUAUGGAGCAUUCUUCCCGACUUUAUUUGCAAAAAGAACCUUUUUCAGCUUGUUUUUAGUUUUGAGCAGAUGCAUACAGUUACCAUAUUUUGAGGGCAUGGUAUUAUGGCUCAUAUACCGUGAAGGCUAAGCCAAUCAUAGCUCUAGAAUUGCAUUGUCAAAUGGUUCAGUUUUUAAUAAUUUAACUUAUCAUAAUGUAUCCACUCUUUUUUGUGACCUUAGAGGAAGAUGAAGACUUCUUUUGUGAUGCAGAUGAAGAAGAGCUCUCUGAGCAAGGACAGGUAUAUUGUUAACAGUUUAUUGAAAUCUUUUUUUCCCCCAGUAAAUUAGAAUCCACACUCUAAACCAAUGAAGAUGUACUGGUAAUUUGUCAAGCUUUCAAUCACAAUGCUGCAAAACACAGCAGUCAACUGUGAAACUUUUAAUUACCAAAUGUCGUUUUCCCAUUUUUUUCUCAGAAGAUAGAGAGAGAAAACAUCCUGAUGCCAACUCAAGAAAAAGAGAAGCUUCCUCGAGGUUACCUCGUACCCAGAUCUCUUGUUGACGAAGCAAGAGAUCUGGGUACGAGGUUACCCGAGAGGAGACAGGGCGUGCAAUGUGCGUUCUUGUGGGAGCCUGUUUCAUUGUCUUCUAGAGAAAUCCCAAAGGUCUCCACAAGAAAACGUGUAUUUUUCACCAUCUAUAAACAGUCAGUACAUGAAUGUAGUAUUCAAUUUUUUAUUCCUCUUUUAACAUUUCAGGCAACCCUUCAGCGCUUAGAAGGAAUGCUAGAAAUGCCCAGUCAGCAGGAAUUUAUGCAGAUGACUUCGGUGAGAAAUGGCGGCGACCAUGUGAACGGCCACGGAAACGUGCAAGGUUGGUAGUUGCGCAUGCGCAAUUAGCAAUGCUAUUUCAACCUCUCCUAUAAUCAUUUAAUACCUUGCUCAACCACCGUCAACUAGCGCGCUCGCACGCGAGGAGCGAGUUACUCUGGGUGCUAGCGACUUUUCAUGCGCGGUUGCCGGUCUCUUUCAAGUCUAUGUAAUGUCCCACUCGCCGCUCGUGUCUUGGGCCUUUGGCGGAAGACGCGUCGGCCUGCGACCGAACCCGAAACAUCUCCGCCGCACUUGAUCGCCUCACGCGAGAAAGGCACGACAGAAAAGAAAAGAGAGGCUGUCUCAGAAAAGAAAGGAAAAGAGAAGUUUUCACAACGCUGUAUAACUAUUUUCCAGAACCAAAAUUGCUUCGAAAAGGCUUCAGUUGUUGACAAGCACCGGUGAUCUCUUGUUUGAAAGUAGUGUUAAUGUUGCAAUUUAAGAUAAUAGUUCAUACUGACAUUUGCAAUUAUCGCUUGCAAUAGGUUUUCACAUAGCAAAACCGAAAAAGGCAAACACUUACUUUCUGAAACUGACACUUUUUAUUGUUUUCAAUCAGCUAAGUUUCAUUGUAACUGUCUUUUUUUAUAAUUUCAUUUGCAGGCGACGUUGAAAUGGACAACAGCGCUGAGAACAGUGAACAGUUUGAAGAUGCUGACAAAUGACAUUGAAUGAACAAACAUACGAGAGCAUUUACAUACAUUGUGAAGAAAGCAUUUCGUGACUUCCGCAGAAGCAGUUUUCUUGUUGGGUACCCUGUCCUUCUCUGUAGAUGGUGAAGUUGCCACUUUACUCUAAACCCCUUAAUUGCACUAGAAACUGAAAAUUUUACACUCGAAUACAUUUGCAACUCUGAUACCAUCUGUCCCAUUACAGCACAGAUGUUUGAUAACAUAAAAUUAUCAUAUUAUUUAACGGAUGUAUGAAAAGAAGAUGGCCCGGAGGGUAUCUCAGCAAAUAAGUGAAAAGACUCUUGUUGUUAUGGACACAGCCUUGUGGAUUACACACUUUUGUAGAAAAAUUUACGACUUUCCAUUUGCGUAUUUACGUUCUAAGUAGUGAUGAGAUGUUGUUUUUUAUGUCAAUUUCACAGACAUAGUGUUGUGUAACAGUAUAUUUCGUCGAAAACAAGAUUUCGAUAAGAGACAACUUUUGAAAGAAAGUAGGCAGUUCCAAGUAAAUCGAUUGCAUAACUUUGUUUGGUU